Trypanosoma rangeli is the source of this 345-nucleotide messenger RNA. RefSeq lists its product as uncharacterized. Lineage: Eukaryota; Euglenozoa; Kinetoplastea; Trypanosomatida; Trypanosomatidae. The record is from RefSeq and is a predicted model, not a curated record. The transcript has a single exon. The coding region runs from base 1 to 345 and encodes 114 amino acids.
AUGAACAUUCGCGCCGUCGCCAUGUUUGGGAACGCCUCAAUGGUUUUGCUUCUUGAGCAGCAUCCGAUGAUUUACGGCAAGGCACUCGUUCGCCUCAAGAGGAACAUUGGACGCAUCAACAUGGCGGGCGACAUCAUCGGCAACCCCGGGGAGGAGGGGGAACUGGGAUUUGGUGUGCCUCCUGAGCGCACCUCUCUUGCGCUGACUUGUGUGGUGCUCCUCCUACCGCCUUAUCGGGUGGCGUGCCAUCACUGGUGUGGCGGUCUUCUUCCUCACCUUUUAUUUGCAUCUUCUCACCUCAAGUUGGCAGUCAGCUAUGCGCGAGAAGAUGGCGGUAGUCGUUGA